Molecule: messenger RNA, 716 nt
Organism: Mercenaria mercenaria
Lineage: Eukaryota; Metazoa; Mollusca; Bivalvia; Venerida; Veneridae
Exons: 5
Coding region: 117-716 (199 amino acids)
Source: RefSeq, a predicted model, not a curated record
ACCAUCGUAUUGUCGCGUUAUCAUCAUCGUACUGUCGCGUUAUCACCAUCGUACUAUCGUGUUAUCACCAUCGUACUGUCGCGUUAUCAUUAUCGCACCAUCGCCUUCCGGUGCGCAUGCGCAUGCUCAAAAUUAGAAGAUCUUCCAGUACAGCAGUACAAAUGGACGAGUUUAUAAAAUCUCAUUUUAACAGAGGCUAUGUCUACAAGGAAAUACUUGUUUUAUUAAAAUCGGAUAUGGGUGUAGAUAUAAGCAUUCGUCAGCUUAAGAGGCAUUUAAACAGAUUGAACUUAAGGAGACGAAGCGUGUGGGGUGUUGAAGAGGUUCAAAAUGCUAUACAGAGUGAACUCUGUGGCAGCGGACGCAAUCUUGGCUGUCGUUCGAUGUCUCAAAGAUUACGGUCUCGACACGGAAUGUCUGUGGGAAGAAACAUGGUUCUUCAUCAGAUGAGAUUGUUGGAUCCAGAGGGUGUUGAAGCCAGACGCAGACAUAGACUCAUUAGAAGAAUAUAUCGCAACAAAGGUCCAAACUUUUUAGUUCACAUGGAUGGAUAUGACAAGAUAAAGCGCUAUGGGCUGGCAAUACAUGGUGCCAUAGAUGGGUACUCCCGGAGAGUUUUAUGGUUAAAAGUGAAUAGAACAAAUAAUGACCCUAAGGUGGUGGCAUCAUAUUUCCUCGAGUUUGUAACAGAAGCAAAAGGUAUAGAUAUAGUUUAA